CCCGCCAUGCUGUCAGAGAAUGAAUGGAUGACACAUUUCCCGCAUUUGGAUUUUUUCCUGCGCGAACUUUGGCCCUUUCUACCGGAAAUAAAAGAAACUGAAAUAAAAAGGCCUUUAAAACAAUUAGAAAAAUGAGUAAUACUGCAAAUAUGUUUCGAGGAUAUUUAUGCUUAAUUAAUUGAAAUUCAAAAUCAAUUCAACUCCUAAAUGUUAGUUGAGUUUUAUCAUGUUUAAACUUCUCAUGAACGAGGAUAAUAGUUCUUGGCCAAAUAAUGGCGGAAAUGGUUGACACGUGCACUACCACCACACUGAGCCAGUCAGAGCUAGGGGGCUGGAGUGAGGACAUCGCCCACGAUGAUUACCCCACCCCAUCCAGCAUGGAGCUUGUACCCUACACCCCACCCCAGCUCUACGGUCCGUUCCUCCCACCGGGAAUGGAUGCAGGCCACAGCAUGAAUGAUUUUCAAGCUUCUAGCUCGUUGCCAAACUCUUUCAUGGCUAAUGAUGGAGAAGCAGCUGCCUCACAAGGAUCGGACACAAAAGAUUCCAAUGCGGUGCGGGGUGUCUGCGGCCUACGGAACAUGGGCAACACCUGCUUCAUGAACUCCGGUCUCCAGUGCCUCCUGCACCACCCCCGUCUCUCCGUCUACCUCCUGGACCACGAGGGGCUCCCUGAGGAGGGCAUGGCCAGCCACUUCACCGAGCUCCUGCAGAAGACCUGGGCUGGAGAAUACAGCGUGCUCCAUCCCAGUUCCUUCAAGGACACCAUGGGAUUCAUCCAUCCACAGUUCAAAGACUUCAGACAGCAUGAUGGCCAGGAGUUCCUUGCCCUACUCCUAGACACACUCCAUGAGGAGCUCAACCAAGCCAACCGUCCAGCCAAAAGCCAGUCUCCAGCCACCGACUUCUCCGAAGAGUCCAGCGACUCGCACUAUGCCUCCGAAGCAUCGACCUCCAAGCUCAGCGAGCUAGAGGCUCUCGACAUCGACUCAGGGAAAGAAGAGACGUCCUCGACCAGUCAGAACAACCGACGGAACAAGAUGGAGGAGAGUGAAGAGGAAGAUGUAGGGAGCCCUCAGAGGGUCGGGGAGGGUAAGGAUGGGAUGAGGAAGGUGGAGGAAGGAGAAGAGAUGGAGCCGGAGGAUGGGGAGGAAGGAGCUACUGCGACCAAGCUUCCCAGUAUUGCAGAGUUCUACAUGAAAGAUGUGAAGACUCUUAAUACAAACAUGUUACAAGGAGAAGAGAUAUCUCCUUCAGUCUCUGAAAGCAGCGCCAAGUUUCCAAAGAAGGACAAGUCCCCAAUACUGUCUUCCAUUCGCAACCCAAUGGAUCCCAUUCCCGAUGCCAGCAGCAGGUCUAUCGGCAAGCCCAAGAAAUCUAACGUUCUAGCCGCCAAAAAGAACAAAGCUUAUUUUAGGACUGGGACCAACAAUCAGGAAAAAUCCACUGGGGAGGACCAAAGGACAAACCAAGAAGAGCCAGAUCCGAUUAAACGGAUGAAGAUGGACCUCAACUCGGAAAGUAUAGCCAAGAUUUAUAAGGAAACGAAUGGCUUGUCGUCACCGAUGAAGUUUCACGAUUACGUGACGUCGAUGGAUGAUGCCAAAUCGGUGAACAUCUUCACAGAGAAGAUGACAAAUAAACUGGCUGAGCUGGAAGGUCCAGCAGAUAGUACCACCGGCCUCAAGAGUCAGAUUCUCUGCAGCAAGUUUGAGGAUAACAGUGCAGAGCCCACAACGUGCAGCUCAAAGCAAUUUGAUAAUGAGAAGCAACUUGGGAGCCCUUGCGCAGAUCUUCUGGACAAGGGGGGCAUUGACACCAAGUUGGGGCGGAGCUUCCUGCCGAACAAUCAGCAGUAUUUUGCCGCGAUAUGUAAAGCACAGGAAGAACUUGGAGAGAAGAUGAAGGUUGAUUCAUCAUCGUCGUCAUCAACCAUGACGGCCGAGAAGGGGAUGAUGAUGAAGGAGAGAGAAGGGGAGAUGGAAUGGGAUAUGCAUCUACGUAGGAACCAGUCUGUCGUCAUUGAUACAUUCCAGGGACAGUUUAAAAGCACUGUUGUGUGUGCUGUAUGUGGCCAUGUUUCUAUAAUGUUUGAGCCUUUUAUGUACCUGUCUGUGCCUCUGCCGCGUGCCAUGGAGAAACAACUCAUUGUUACAAUCAUCUCAAACCAUGGCCAUUUACCAACCCGUCACCUUGUAACACUAAACCGUUUUGAAUCCGUACGGGAGCUCAGGAUAGCCUUAAAAAACAUUAUCUCAGGCAUCGGUGGGGGCGAGGAAGAGGAGAGAGAUGUGAUCCUAGCAGAAGUGCUAGACCAUCAUGUCUCCAGAUUUUUGGAGGAUGGCAUCCAACUACGCUACGUAAACGACUGCUACCGAUUGCUUUAUGCCUUUGAAGUCAGCAGCAACGCCAGGGAACGACUUUACAGCAGCCUCUGUCCAGAGCAGGGCGAUGCCUCAGAGACCGAGCAAAAGCAAUCAAACUUUAUGUUUUACAUGAACGAACACAGCAACAUGAGUUCACAGAGUGACGACGUCAUCACGCACAUGGGCGAUGCCACGCCCCCUAGCUACCAGCCCGUCACCAGCUCAUGGGACAUCGAGGUCACGACGUCUACUGCGGAUGAACUCAGUGGUAUUGGUAUGGUGCAGCCGCCUGAUAUUACCUCCACAUCUGGGUUAGAUAGUGGGUUCCCGUCCAACACCAUGUCCCAUCAUGGUGAUGUCUUCACAAAUAUUCGAUAUUAUGACCCAACUGAUAGCACAAACUGUGAGGGCGCUACCUCGUUUGAAGGAACGCUAGCGGACAGUACAGAAACUCUUGAGAGAUCGUCAAGCCUGCAGGCUGUGCACGGCUCAUCGAGCGGCGUCGAGCUCUGGGCGGACAGCCAAGCUGAUUCGACGCCCUGGGUCUCCAAUCAACCGGAAGACAUUGCUCCGGCGAACAGUCCAACGUCGGCGGUUAUCGCUUCGUGGAAAUCGUGUGCAAUAUGCCUGGAGGAACUGCCCCCACACCAGUUGUUGACCCAUCAGCCUUGUGGUGGGGUUCUUUGUGCAAUCUGUAUGGAAAGAGCUGUCAAGCAUUAUGGUGACCAGACAGUAAAUUGUCCAGUAUGUCGUCAGGAGAUAGACCCAGCUACAGACUAUGUUGCCAUGGCAGGGGCAUCGGCGCCCAACCUCAUGAAACGAGUCCUGUUGCUAUCGGUUACCUUUAGGAACGACGUGGAGGAGGAUGGAGUCAUAAGACGUGAUCUAUUAGGACACCCUCGUGUGUUGUACUCUCUUAACGAUGUUAGCGGAGAGGAGUUGUUUUGUCAGGUGGAGAGUUUGAUGCCAAUCCAUGCCCCCUUCUCCCUUGUACUCUCAGAUUCACAGGGUCUAAGCUGCAGCCGAUGCAGCUACGACCUCCAUUGUUCAGGUUGCCAGCUAGUGAGGGAGGUGGAUAUUACACUCAACUCUGAUGAUCACCUCACAGUAGUGUACCAUAAUCUCCCCUCAGAGAUAGUGGAAUCAACCAGUAGGGUUUGUGAGGACCAAUCAGUGGCUGGCUUCCAGGGCAAUGAACCAAUCACGCUCAGGGAUUGCUUCCAGGCAUUCACAGAGAGUGAGACGUUGGAUGAACACAAUCCUUGGUUCUGCUCUGAAUGCAAGAAACCUCAACCGGCUAAUAAGACCAUCUCAGUCUGUCGCUUUCCAGAUACACUCAUUGUCUACCUCAAAAGAUUUGUGUUCCAUCAAGCGAUGAGCACCAAGCUGGACAACAAGGUUCUCUUUCCUGUAGAAGACAUGGAUGUAGGUGAAUACAUGAGCAUCUCGGAUUCCCAUGAAGACUUGGUCUAUGAUCUUCAGGGUGCUGUCAGUCAUUUUGGAGGUGUGAACGCUGGCCAUUAUACUGCCUAUGUGAAGAACCCGUGGACAGACCAGUGGCAGUACUGCAACGACGAGACAGUGUCACAGCAAGAACCUUCAGAACAAGAUGCUUCCAGUGUUUACAUCUUAUUCUAUUCAAGAAAAGGAUCCUACCACGACUUCACCCUUCCACCACUACCGCCCCCAACUACCGGUCCAAAGACAGAAGAGGGUGUCGCCCUUUGCACGCCCCCUCCGCUUGUCUGCUCCUCCUCCUCUGCCUCUUCUUCCACCACCUCUUCAGCAGCACCCCUUUCACCCCCACAGACAAGAAUGGAAGAGCCCAGCCCAAUGGAGGAGGACCAGCAAGCAUUCAUGGAAGGCACAGAUCUGGACAAGCUUAUUCAGGAGCUGAACAAGGAGGACAAGUCCACUGCGGAAGAGGGGGGCAGCAGUGAAGCGGAGGGAAGGGAGGCUGAUGCGACUCAUCAAGAUGAUCUGCAUCCGGAGACUCUGGAUUAGGACUUCUUAACCCUUAUUGUUGGGUUUAUUGCUUGACCGAGCCUGUUAUUAUAAUAGCAGUAUAAGGUUAAGCUAGGGUGUCAACCAGAACCCUGUGUUACAAAGAGUUACAAUUGCUCAAAUCAACCACAACUAUGGAAAGCCAUCAACAUCUAAAAUACAUAUUUGUUCAAAAUAUUUUUUAGAUCUUGAAAAUUCAUUGUGCUUUUGUUUACAUAGGAUAUUGCGCAAAUUUCCUGAAGAAAAAAUAAUGACAUUCAUGGAUUUCCAUAUACUUGAGGUUAAUCGGAUUGAUCGUAACUCUUUGUAAGACUGUGCAACCAAUGAGACUGCUGAUCAGGAACUCCCCCUAAAUGACUCCAUUUAUUGUUAGAAGUGUACACUGGAUCAAGGUUUUGACUUAUUAGUUAUUUAACUAGAAGGCACUAUCAAAAGCAUGUAUUUUUGACUUGCGCUUUAUAUUUGAUAGAGUUGCAAUCUAACACAACUCUUUAUGCAAUGGGGCCCCAGGAGCCUUUACACUUUACACUUGUCUUUGCGAAUAUUGAUUUUGGUUGCGUUCAGUUGCGGAUGUUUGAAAAAAUGUCAAACUACCGAGCUUUAGUCUUUAUAUUGACCUCACAUUAGCUCUUUUCAUUGCAUUGUGUUGUGUUUGUCUGCAUUCAGGCAAUCCGCAGCUGAACGCAAGCCCAAAAUGAAAAGGUGAGAGCCAGGCUUAAAGAAAGGAUUUUGUUUUAUUCCAGUUAAAUUUUUUGACAAUCUAUAGUUAAGGCAUUAUUGAACAAACCCAAAAUGAGAUGCAAGUUUCUAAGAUGGUUUAUGAUCGAUUUGAAUCUUUAGAACCAACAUCUUGUAAGGGCAAGGAUCCUUUACUGCAUCUUAUGUAGUAUAUGUUUAGUAGCAUAUUUAUUUACACUUCUUAUUUCACUUACUGAAUCAGAUUUCAUAUAAUGAAUCAGAAAAUAAUACAUGUAAAUGAGCAAUCACCGCACUACAUCAACUCAAAGAAUUGCCUUUGUUAAGUGUGAACACAUUUUUCACAUGGAUUUACACAGAUCAUAUGCAAUGGAAGCCAAGCAAACCAAACCAGUGUAAUAUUUUGUACAGCCCAAAUCACGUUUUAUCGAUGUAAUAUGAUGUUUCAAUGUGUGUGAACACUCGUAUGUAUAAAGUUAUGCUGCAUUCAAUGUAGAUUCAUCUGAGGGAAGUGAGGCAAACUUGGGACCAUUUCAAACAUUUAUACCAUUUAGAAAAAAAAGAAGAAACUGUAUAGGAAUUGUAGUUUGAUAGUGCAGGUAACUUUGCCUAAAUCAAUUCUUUUGGGUAAUUUGUUCUAAAAAAAGAUUGCUUCAAUUUGGGUGAAUAUUCAACUUGUGCAAGUUGAUCUGUAUUUCAGGGGAUCGAUAUUUAUAGUAGUUUAAGAAUAUGUUCUAGUCCCUUGAAUAUGUGAAGUAGGGAUGUAUAGUCAAGGCUGGCCUUGAGCCAACAUUUUGCCAUCCUUGGCCUCUGCCUCGGCCUGGGUCAAAGUCUCUUCAGGGAGGUUUUCACCAGUGGCCUUGUGACUCGAAACUUCCAGCCUUGACGUACCUGAUGUCAUAUCAAUCACCAUUUGCUUAGUUUACGUCAAUCUUAGAUGAUAAAAAAUUCCAGAGCAAUGGACAUAGUUUAUUUCACAUUUUGUCACUCCUCGACCUGGGUGGGAAAAUGACACCUUUAACAAAAUGCCUUGUUAUGUUGACUGAGAUACAAGAAAGCCAUUGGGUGAUUUCCAAUUCAGUGUUGACCAUUUGGUGUUGGGUCAAAUUUUACAUGAUUAUAACACCAAACUUGAAGUGAAGAUGGUCCGGAAAAGUCACUCACUAGUUGUUGAGAUGUCAAUAAUGUGAUCAGGAUCAGUUUUACAAACUGAAUAAGUUUUGGAGCUAGGGGAAGCAAUCCAAAUUUCAACACCAAGGCCGACACCGGACUUGAAAUCACCCAUUAUGUAUCUGGGUAUAGUAAAUUGUACAGACCCGAAUGAGAGACAAUUCUUGAUAAAUACCUCAUAUGUAACAGAUAUUUGUGAGCUGUAUAGCAUCUGGGGAGCGUUUCAUGAAAGGAGUUGUCAGACAUUUUAUCAGACAGUUACCAUAGUAGCAGUGCCUCUCAGCCAAUCAGAAUCCAGGAAAGAUGUCAGAUCUGACAAUGUAUCGGACAAAAAUGUUGAUGAAACGCUCCCCUGGUCUAUCCGAACUGCACUGUAGAAAGUUAUGUACUCUGUGUGCACUUUCCUACUUAUCAUUAUGAUUUGUAUGUCUUGCGUUGUGUUCAUUGAUUUACUGGGGGACGUUUCACAAAGAGUAAAAUGUGACUUAGUGUUGUGCUUAAAUGCCAAUGGGCACAUGAUAUGUAACAUGCAAACUUAUGAAUACGCAGUAGUGCAGGUCCUCAUAUGGGGCGUUGCAAGACACUUGAAGGAUGAGUUGACUAAUGUGGUAAUGGCUUUUAUAAUACACACAACUUAGAAUUGAACUGUUCAGUUCUAAAUCACACUAUCAAGGGAAAAUUCGCAUUGAAAUAUUUCAUACCCAUCAUAAAAGGGAAUGGCUGCUUUAAUUGUACUUACUGUAUACUCAGUAAAAAGGCAGUACCAUUGCCUUCCAGCAUUUUUUUGUUUAGCCAUUGAAAAAGAAACUUUAUUUUUGUACGAAAAAUUCAUUCUGUAGAUACUUUAGUUAUGUUUUUGUUACUACAGGAAACAUAUUGCUUUUUUUUCUAAUAAUUACUAUUCGUCAGAUAUGUCAACAAUCGGGGGGGGGGGGGGGGGGGUGGUGCUUGGUUUAAACUGUAUUUGAAUAACAGAGUUUAUUUUCACAAGAUUACUAAGGUAUUUGGCACCAAAUUUAUUACAAUUCAUUUUCCAGUACAUUUGACAGAAUGACACAGACCUUUCAAGGAUUAAUUAGAUUAACCCAAAUAUUACUGGGUUUGCUGCAUAGUGUUUACUACUACAUCAAAAUUUAAUCAAUCUUUUUUUUGUUUUACAUUUGCAAAAUUAUCUUGAAUCAUUGACUUGUUGAUAGACCCAACCAAUACUGAUGCAUGCCGGAAAUUUCUUCUCAAUUUUCUUGCUUGAAUUUAGUAACACCAUGAUCCAGGUGCAUGGCCAUGUUUAUUUGUAACUAUAUGUGAUAAAAAUCUUAGUGGUAGGACUAUCGAAGUUCCAAUUCCAAAUCGUAAUGAUGUUAUCCACAGGGCUAACUAUAUAUUAAGAUAAUUGUUUUGGUCGGCUGUUUCGGAGGAAAUUUUUGAACAUUUUCUGAUUUUUUUUUGUCCUACACAAACGAAUGACUUAUUGGAGCAAACAACCGCUACUUAACUACAGCGUCAAUGGAGAGUGGGUGCGCUUUUGCACCCUCCUCAAUUACUCCAAAAUUUUGCUUUUUGACGGGGGAAAAGGAAGAAUAAAGAAAAAUUUAUAUCAAAUAAGAUCAGCUUACCAACUUGCCUGAAAUUAUUUUCGGAAAGGUGGCAAGCUGAUUGUAUUUGAUAUAAAUUUAUUAUUUCUUUUUACCAAAAAAGCUAAAUUUAGGAGUAAUUGAAGAGGGUGCACCCUUUCACCAUAGACUCUGCUGUGGUUGUUUGCUCCACCAUUACGAGCCAAUGGCCAUCUUGGUCUAUUGACAGAGGGAAUGCUGCGGAGCCUGACAGAAAUAGACCUAUUUAUCGGUCUAGUGCUUUGACUAAGCUCUACUGCAUGAACUGCUUUGGUAAAGCAGGUUAGUGGUAUUCAUAAGCAUGAUGGUCAAGGAGUAGCCUGGACCUGAAACAUGCACAAAUGACGGAAAGUCAUUUAAAAGGGUGCCCAAGGAAACCAUGAAAUGUGAUUUAAUUCCAGGUAUGCAUCUAUGGCUAAACUAAUUAAUCAUACUUCAAAGCAGUUGGUGUAUGUAAAGUUUUGACCUACUGGAUUUAUGCAAAUCAAGUUUCUUAAUGAAAAUACCCGGUAUUACUAGUAUGUACCAUCCCGAUAUAUAGCAAAAUGAAUAUUAACAUAUUAUUUUGGACUAUCUUUGACAUCUACUAACCAGCAGCCAUCACCUACACUCGCGUCUUGCUUUAGUAAUGUGGGAAAGCAUGCAGGGAGUCAUUGAAUGCAAGACCUAUAUAGGCUUUGCCCGAUGUUUGCAGUCUUGCCACAUCAUACCAAAUAUUUAUGUAUAGCAACAACUUCUGCCUAAAUUAUAGUGUGUCCCCCCUCCCAAUAUAUCAUGGUAACAAUCAGUUCAAGAAAGAUCUGUUUGUAGACAAACACUAAUGUCAAUUCUUGUCUCCGUCUGGUUUUUACACAUUGCAUUGUACACACCACUUUGAUACACAGAGACUGGUAUCUCAACUUUUCAUGUCAAAAAAAAAAUGUUUGUACCAUAUCUGAAUUUCUAUACUUUGUACAUAAUGUCUGUAGAUACAAGUGCAAUAAAAAAAUGACAUGAUUAAAAAGUU
Molecule: messenger RNA, 8852 nt
Organism: Lytechinus pictus (painted urchin)
Lineage: Eukaryota; Metazoa; Echinodermata; Echinoidea; Temnopleuroida; Toxopneustidae
Exons: 17
Coding region: 273-4370 (1365 amino acids)
Biological process (GO): protein deubiquitination
Molecular function (GO): cysteine-type deubiquitinase activity
Source: RefSeq, a predicted model, not a curated record